Canariomyces notabilis is the source of this 366-nucleotide messenger RNA. RefSeq lists its product as uncharacterized. Lineage: Eukaryota; Fungi; Ascomycota; Sordariomycetes; Sordariales; Chaetomiaceae. Bases 1 to 366 code for a protein of 121 amino acids. The record is from RefSeq and is a predicted model, not a curated record. The transcript is spliced from 2 exons.
AUGGACCCGUCCUCACGCGCGCCCGCUCCGCCACCUCUCAAGCUUGGCCCCGUGAGGGCCAGCACUAGCCCCGCGUCCGGGACGCCCGGGUCGGGGGAUAGCGCAGCAUCGAGAGACUCUUCAGGGCAUGGCUACUACUACGCCUCGCCGUUCUCUGCCUCGGGUGCCGCGACGCCGCUCCUGCGCGAACGCAACUUCUCGUCUGGAUCAUCCUCCUCGGACAGCAGUGCGGGUUUCUCGUCGAUGAAGAAGAUCAAGACGCCUAGGAAGGUCAAUGCCAACAGUUAUUGCGGGAGGCAUUCUGAUGAGUACCUGUUUGGCGGCAAAGGGUUUGGCGAUCUCUGGCGGGCCGUCACCAAGAAGUAG